ACAUUUCAGCCGUUGGCGGGAUCGGGGCCGUAUGUCAUCAUAGCAGCCGCGACUUUUGUUUGUUUGUCCUACAUCAAAACUAUUCUUUCCUUCACUAAAUUGCUUCGGUAUCCUUCAAACAAACAUCGCGACUGCCUUUCAGUUCAGUCCUUUGAGUUGGCCAGCAUCACUGGAAGCGUGGCCGUCAAAACCACGAGGGCACUGCAGACUUCAAUACCCGUUCUCAAUCACCACCGUCAUCGAUGAAUAGUGGCUAGACUGCCUCUGAACAACUACCUGAGACUCGACAUCACAUCUCGCUCUCUGUCAAACAAGACCUGUCUCUCGCCAACAGUCCAGUCUCGCUCAAAGGAUCUCAAAAACAUCACCACCGAGCUACACCAAACCACUCAUCAAGCGCUUCCUCACAACCACCUGACCGACUUCAACUUCAGCAACCACCAAGACCAAGUCAACAAAACUACCAACCACCACCAAAAUGUCCACCUCAACCACCGCCACCGGCAGCCACCCUCACAACCGCCAACCCUCCCCCUCCACCCCACCCCCCUGGCUCUCCCCCUUCCUCUCGCACCUGACCUCCCUCCCGCCCUCCUCUCGCUCCUUCACCCUCUCCACUCUCCACCCUUUACCACCCACCUUCUCCUCCACCAGCACACCCACGCCCUUCUCCUCCACCGUGCCCGUCCUUCCUCGAGCGCGAACAUGCAUCUACCGCGGUCUCUGGGCGCAGCUUCCCGCCAGCGACAAGAACCCGGCUGAACUGAACCCUUCGGUGUACGAAAGCGACCUGCUCACCUUCACGACGGAUGCCAGGAUGGAAAAGAGCGCGGAGAUCGUUGAUACCGCUCCUGCAAAGGAGAUUGAGGAAGGGGGAGGGAUGACGGGAGGGGGAGGACCGGUUGAGGCUGUGUUUUGGAUCGAGUCUGUUAAGGACCAUGAGUAUCCAUCAAACAAAAAAGAGAAGAAAGUGAUGACGCAGUGGCGCAUUCGCGGGUCGGCGUGGUUGUUAGGUCCUGAUGCCGACAGCGAAGGAGCGGCGAAAAUAAGGGAGGUUUUGCGGCAGAGGAUGAGGAGGGUUCCCGGCAAACAGAAAGAAGAUGAGGAGGGGUGGAGCUGGAGUAGGGAGGUGACGGCGCACUUUGGGAACCUGAGUCCGGUGAUGAGGGGGACAUUCAAAGGGCCGCCGCCGGGGCAGCCGGUGGCGUUCCCACCCGGAAAGGGGGAGGAGCUGGGGCAGGAGGUGGAGGAUUUGCAGGAUGCGGUAGCAAGAAAAAAUUUUAGGGUGGUGGUGAUUGUGCCGACCGAGGUGGACCAGGUCGAUUUGUCGGAUGCGAGGAGGCCGAGAAGGUGGCUGUAUUUGUGGAGGGGGAACAGUUAUCAGUCGAAGGAGGCGGGCGGGGAGGUGGAAGGGGAGUGGGAGAAGGUUGAGGUUUGGCCUUAGGUGGGGGGAGAGUGCGGUUCGUGACUUGACCAAGCUUACGGGUGUGUUAUCACCAGAGGAAGUUGGACGUUAUUGAAGGAAGGAAUGAUGAAUAGUCAACUUGCCAUUUAAGAACGAAUUACAGCGUGAGAGAGACCAAGUGUCUAAAGUUGAUGAGAGAGGCCGCGCGGCUGGUUCGGUUUC
This is a messenger RNA of Neurospora tetraspora, 1627 nucleotides long. RefSeq lists its product as uncharacterized. The record is from RefSeq and is a predicted model, not a curated record. The coding region runs from base 479 to 1444 and encodes 321 amino acids. The transcript has a single exon. Lineage: Eukaryota; Fungi; Ascomycota; Sordariomycetes; Sordariales; Sordariaceae. Gene Ontology annotation, molecular function: FMN binding.